CACUAAUUCUAUUUCAUCACGAAUUUGCUUGUGUUGGGUCGUUAAUCAAUUGCUCUGGGUUUUAACUAAUUUUAAAAUACAGUAGACUGUUUUUUACCAUUGCAAACAUGAAGAAAGUAAUAUUUUUAUGUUUAUUGUCAUUAUCGUUCUGCCUGAGUAAACCAGCUGACGACCAAGGAAAACCUACUCAGCCGCAGGCAAAUGCCACUCCAGAUCCCAAAAUUCCAGUUGCAACAGAAAAAUCCCCCGCGAUAACCGGUGUAACAGAACAAAAACCUGCCCAAACCACUACAAGUGAAAAGACCAGUACAACGCAAGCCACACCCGUACCUAAUGAAAAAACCACUGCUCCUCAAACCGCUCCGAGCGAAAACAAAACCAAAAAGGAUAUGGAACCACAGAAAGAAACCGAAAAGAAAGUAGAACCAGCAAAAGAAACUGUGCCUGCGAAACCCGAGCCAGAGACCAAAGCCAGCACAGAGAAACAGGAUGUGACACCAGCUAAACCCGAGGAGAAGACUGAAAAGACCCCUGUUACCUCCACUGAGAAGAGUCCCAUGACUCCCAAACCCACAGGAGCACCUAAAAAGGAUGAAGACAAGCCAACUCUUCAAGCUAGAGGAUUUGAUGGUCCCAGCUUCAUUGGUGGCAUAAUUCUUACCCUCGGUUUACUUGCAAUUGGAUUUAUUGGCUUCAAAUAUUACAAGAAUCACACUGAAAGGAAUUACCACACUCUGUAAGUGUAACGUAAGGUUAAGCUUGUCUGUUGUUAAGGUGCACUAUAUUAUUCCUUAGUUACGUUUCAAAAGGCACAUUAAAUAAAUGAGCCUUAAAUUUUUGUUACAUUAGAAGAUGUGUAUUUUAUUUUUUUUUCUCUGUGCACUAAAUGUUGCCAGUUUGUCUUUAAACAGGGUUGCCCUAGUUUCGUUUCUUAUAAGAUUGAUUUUACCGAAUUAUAAUGGGGACUGGGAAUUUUAAUUAUAUGAAAGCAGCUGAUAUUAUAGUAUAAUUUUGCAUUUUAUUUGUCAGAAAUGUAACUGUUUCCUUUCUUGAAUCUCAAUAUCACUUGCCUAAGACCAAAUAAUGUGAAUUGCAUACAUCCAAUAUUUUAAAAUUUUGAUAAUUUUGUGUAAAUUUGGAAGAUAUCUAAGAUUUUUUGUGAAUUUAUUAGAUGUUAAAGAUAAUAUUGUAAUACUCCAAAUUAUAAACUGUUUUGAAAUGCAUAUUAUAUAAUUGAUGUUAAAAGAUGUGUAUUAAUCUUAGGGAUGGAUUUUUCUUAUUCACCUGUGCCAUGUUCCGAUGAGAUUUUUAUUAACAGUAAACACAUUUGUAUUGUAGAAUCACUUCAUUGUAUGCACGGGAUCCUCAUUUUAUAAAUAGUUGUAAGCAUAUUAUUAAGUGUUGUUGUAAGGUAACGCAAUGUGAUGAUGAAAAGGGUCUAAAAUAGUGAAAUAUUGGUUUGGCACAAUUCAUUCACCUUUGAAUCUCUGUUACCUUCUCGAAUCUCGAUUAAUCACUAUUUGUAAUACUAUAUUUGUACUGCUUUACGUGCUGAACCAAUGUGCGCAUUUUGCUUUUUGUGAUUCUGUAAACUGGGGAAAGUUCAUUCCAUCCUAAAGUGCUCUUAUAAAUCUCAUCUAUUUAUGUGUUAGUGGAGUAUUUACAGGCUUGUAUCCUAUCAAUUAUUCUGCUCUUUUAUUCUUGUCACUCGUGAAUAGUUGUGUUAAUAAAGAUAUAUAUGUGA
Papilio polytes (common Mormon) is the source of this 1744-nucleotide messenger RNA. RefSeq names its product proteoglycan 4. The record is from RefSeq and is a predicted model, not a curated record. The transcript has 3 exons. Gene Ontology annotation, cellular component: cytoplasmic vesicle. NCBI's taxonomy places the organism in Eukaryota, Metazoa, Arthropoda, Insecta, Lepidoptera, Papilionidae. The coding region runs from base 108 to 740 and encodes 210 amino acids.